AUGUCGAAACGUCCGCGACCCAUGCCCAUUUCCAUUUCCAAAGAGCCGGAACAAACCAUUGUACCGCCGCGUAACCUGGACUCCCGGGCAACCAUUCAAAUUGGCGAGCAAACGUUCGACAUCGAGGCCGACAGCCUGGAGAAGAUCUGCGAUCUGGGCCGGGGCGCCUAUGGCAUUGUCGAGAAGAUGCGACACCGGCAAACGGACACAGUUCUGGCGGUCAAGCGCAUCCCCAUGACGGUCAAUAUACGGGAACAGCAUCGCCUGGUCAUGGACUUGGACAUAUCGAUGCGUUCCAGCGACUGCCCCUACACGGUACAUUUCUAUGGUGCCAUGUAUCGGGAGGGCGAUGUCUGGAUCUGUAUGGAGGUGAUGGACACCAGCCUGGACAAGUUCUAUCCGAAGGUCUUUCUCCACGACCUGUGCAUGGAGGAGAGUGUGCUGGGCAAGAUUGCCAUGAGCGUGGUGAGUGCCCUGCACUACCUGCACGCCCACUUGCGGGUCAUCCAUCGGGAUGUCAAGCCCUCCAAUAUACUGAUCAAUCGCGCCGGCCAGGUCAAGAUCUGUGACUUUGGCAUCUCAGGCUACCUCGUGGACUCCAUUGCCAAGACCAUCGAUGCCGGCUGCAAGCCGUACAUGGCACCGGAACGCAUCGACCCGCAGGGAAAUCCGGCCCAGUACGACAUCCGGUCGGAUGUUUGGUCCCUCGGCAUCAGCAUGAUUGAGAUGGCAACGGGCCGCUUUCCCUACGACAACUGGCGGACGCCCUUCGAGCAGCUGCGUCAGGUGGUUGAGGAGGAUCCCCCACGUCUGCCGGCUGGCAAAUUUUCACCAGAAUUCGAUGACUUCAUCGCCGUCAGCCUGCAGAAGGAGUACAAGGCGCGGCCCAACUACGAGCAGCUGCUCAGGCACAACUUCAUCGUGGAUCAUCUGCAGCGCAACACGGACAUUUCGGAGUUUGUGUCCCGGAUACUGGACGCGCCGGAUGCGCCGGUGGCAGCGCAGUAGUUUCCACUUAUCCAUCGUGCCCGUGUAAAUUGCCGCCGUCUUCUUUCAACAACAACAACAACAACAACAAAGCAUGCAUUUCAUACAUGUGUGUGUGUGUGUGUGUGUCAGUAGUGUGUUUCUGUGUUUUUUCGUCCUUGUUGUCCUGAUCCGGAAAGCUAAGAAGCCGAAAAGCCUGAAGCAUGCAAUCCAACCAGAAAAAUCAAGAAAAUCUGAAGCAUCUUUAACUGAAAAAACAAACUGCAUAAUUAUUAAUUUAAGUAAAAAAUUAAAGCUAAAGCUAAAAACUUGCAAAAGCUCUAAAAACUAAAAAAAUGAAGAAAAGAACCGAACCGUGCCUCCUAGCUGGCGAUGCUGCUGUCUUCAAAUCAUAAAAAAACAAACAAAAAUAAUUAUUAAAAAAUAUAUAGCAUAGAGAUGGAAAGCAGAAG
Molecule: messenger RNA, 1439 nt
Organism: Drosophila bipectinata
Lineage: Eukaryota; Metazoa; Arthropoda; Insecta; Diptera; Drosophilidae
Gene: lic
Product: dual specificity mitogen-activated protein kinase kinase lic
Biological process (GO): stress-activated MAPK cascade; protein phosphorylation
Molecular function (GO): MAP kinase kinase activity; ATP binding
Source: RefSeq, a predicted model, not a curated record